AUGUCGAUGGAAGUGAAGGAGAAGACCGAGGUGCGUCUGGUGUUCCUGGGAGCAGCUGGAGUGGGUAAGACCUCCAUCAUCCAGCGCUUUCUCAAAGACACCUUUGAACCCAAGCACCGGCGCACGGUGGAGGAGCUCCACAGGAAGGAGUAUGAGGUGGGGGGCAUGAAAGUCACCAUCAACAUUAUGGACACCAGUGGCAGCUACUCCUUCCCGGCCAUGCGGAAGCUGUCCAUCCAGAACAGCGACGCCUUCGCCCUGGUCUACGCCGUGGACGACCCCGAGUCCCUGGUGGCCGUGAAGAGCCUGCGAGACGAGAUCCUGGAGGUCAAAGAGGACAAGUUCACCCCUAUCGUGGUAAUAGGCAACAAGAUCGACCGCCAAGGGGACCGACAGGUGUUCAGCAAGGACGUGCUGUCCACGGUGGAGCUGGACUGGAACCACAGCUUCCUGGAGUCCUCGGCCAAAGACAACAUCAACGUGCUGGAGGUGUUCAAGGAGCUGCUGCUGCAGGCCAACCUGCCCAGCUGGCUCAGCCCGGCGCUGUGCCGGAGGCGGGAGACCUUCCCCAAGCAGAGCAACAAGCGACCUCCGAUGAACAAGACCAACAGCUGCAUCAUCUCGUAG
Molecule: messenger RNA, 627 nt
Organism: Limanda limanda (common dab)
Lineage: Eukaryota; Metazoa; Chordata; Actinopteri; Pleuronectiformes; Pleuronectidae
Product: ras-related protein Rap-1b-like
Exons: 1
Coding region: 1-627 (208 amino acids)
Molecular function (GO): GTPase activity; GTP binding
Source: RefSeq, a predicted model, not a curated record